ACUCCCUUGGACCUCUUUGGACCCCCUUGGACAACCUUGGACCCCCUUGGACAUCCUUGGACCUCCUUGGACAACCUUGGACCCCCUUGGACCUCCUUGGACCUCCUUGGACCCCCUUGGACCUCCUUGGACCUCCUUGGACCUCCUUGGACAACCUUGGACCUCCUUGGACCUUCUUGGACAACCUUGGACCUCCUUGGACAACCUUGGACCUCCUUGGACAACCUUGGACCUCCUUGGACAACCUUGGACCACCUUGGACAACCUUGGACCUCCUUGGACAACCUUGGACCUCCUUGGACAACCUUGGACCCCCUUGGACCCCCUUGGACAACCUUGGACAACCUUGGACCUCCUUGGACAACCUUGGACAACCUUGGACCUCCUUGGACAACCUUGGACAACCUUGGACCUCCUUGGACAACCUUGGACCUCCUUGGACAACCUUGGACAACCUUGGACAACCUUGGACCUCCUUGGACAACCUUGGACAACCUUGGACCUCCUUGGACAUCCUUGGACAACCUUGGACCUCCUUGGACCUCCUUGGACAACCUUGGACCUCCUUGGACAACCUUGGACCUCUUUGGACAACCUUGGACCUCCUUGGACAACCUUGGACCUCCUUGGACAACCUUGGACAACCUUGGACCUCCUUGGACAACCUUGGACAUCCUUGGACAACCUUGGACAACCUUGGACCUCCUUGGACAACCUUAGACAGCCUUGGACCUCCUUGGACAACCUUGGACAACCUUGGACCUCCUUGGACAACCUUGGACCUCCUUGGACAACCUUGGACCUCCUUGGACAACCUUGGACCUCCUUGGACAACCUUGGACCUCCUUGGACAACCUUGGACAACCUUGGACCUCCUUGGACAACCUUGGACCUCCUUGGACAACCUUGGACCCCCUUGGACCCCUUUGGACAACCUUGGACAACCUUGGACCUCCUUGGACAACCUUGGACCUCCUUGGACAACCUUGGACAACCUUGGACCUCCUUGGACAACCUUGGACAACCUUGGACCUCCUUGGACAACCUUGGACAACCUUGCACCUCCUUGGACAACCUUGGACAACCUUGGACCUCCUUGGACAACCUUGGACAACCUUGGACCUCCUUGGACAACCUUGGACCUCCUUGGACAACCUUGGACCCCCUUGGACCUCCUUGGACAACCUUGA
Molecule: messenger RNA, 1190 nt
Organism: Procambarus clarkii (red swamp crayfish)
Lineage: Eukaryota; Metazoa; Arthropoda; Malacostraca; Decapoda; Cambaridae
Source: RefSeq, a predicted model, not a curated record